Brassica oleracea var. oleracea is the source of this 1975-nucleotide messenger RNA. Its product is annotated as adenine/guanine permease AZG2. Gene Ontology annotation, molecular function: purine nucleobase transmembrane transporter activity. Gene Ontology annotation, cellular component: plasma membrane. Gene Ontology annotation, biological process: transmembrane transport. The record is from RefSeq and is a predicted model, not a curated record. Lineage: Eukaryota; Viridiplantae; Streptophyta; Magnoliopsida; Brassicales; Brassicaceae. The coding region runs from base 66 to 1667 and encodes 533 amino acids. The transcript has a single exon.
CCUCCACCUGCAUUUCCUCCCUAAAUUCCUCAUAUUUUGUUUCUUUUCCUCUCUUGGUUUCCGUCAUGGGGAGAGAGACGAAGGUGUGCAAGUCAUGGAACGAAAUUAAGAAACAUCUAAAUGAUACCGUUUCAAAGAGCAUAGUCGGUCGUUACUUCAAGCUAGAAGCAAGAAAAUCAAAUUUCACAACCGAACUACGAGCUGCAACAGCCACAUUCCUCACCAUGGCUUACAUCAUUACCGUAAACGCCACCAUCCUAGCUGACUCUGGUGCCACUUGCUCCUUCCAUGACCAUGACUGCUCCACCGACUCUGGUUCUUCAUCACCUAAACCGAACUGCGUCCUUGGCUCCAACCAAGGCUACGAAGAAUGUCUUGCGAGGGUCAAAAAGGACCUCGUUGUAGCCACAUCUUUGUCAGCCAUGGUGGGAUCUUUAGCUAUGGGGUUGUUAGCUAAUCUCCCAUUCGGACUUGCUCCUGGUAUGGGUGCCAACGCUUACAUCGCAUACGACGUGGUUGGUUUUCGCGGUUCCGGUUCAAUCUCUUACCAUACCGCUAUGGCCAUUGUGCUACUCGAGGGAUGCGCAUUUCUUGCAGUGUCUGCUUUAGGACUCCGCGGAAGACUGGCUCGUCUCAUCCCUCAAACGGUGAGACUAGCAUGCGCUGUUGGUAUCGGAAUGUUCAUUGCCUUUGUUGGUUUGCAGAUGAACCAAGGUGUUGGUCUUGUGGGACCCGAUAAGUCAACUUUAGUAACGUUGACCGCAUGCUCAGAGACAGAUCCAGUCACCGGAGCUUGUCUGGGAGGGAAAAUGGAGAGUCCUACGUUUUGGUUAGCAGUCGUCGGGUUUCUCAUAACGAGCUACGGUCUCAUGAAGAACGUCAAGGGGGGUAUGAUAUAUGGAAUCGUUUUCGUUACGGUUGUUUCUUGGUUUAGAAACACCCAAGUCACAACCUUUCCUCACACUCCUCUCGGUGACUCAAACUAUAACUACUUCACAAAAGUUGUUGACUUUCACAAGAUCCAGUCAACGUUAGGAGCUAUAAGCUUCACGGAGUUUAGAAAGAGCGAGGUUUGGGUCGCGUUCGCUACUCUCUUUUACGUCGAUCUCCUUGGCACGACUGGAGUACUCUACACGAUGGCUGAGAUCGGAGGCUUCGUGGAGGAGGACGGAAAGUUCGAAGGAGAAUACACUGCCUACUUAGUGGACGCAGGCUCCUCCGUUGUGGGGUCAGCGUUAGGCGUUACAACGACAGCGACUUUUGUGGAAUCUUCUGCGGGUUUGAAAGAAGGAGGGAAAACGGGGUUAACGGCCGUUAUCAUCGGUAUGUACUUCUUGGUGUCCAUGUUCUUGACGCCGUUAGUGACUAACGUGCCUAGGUGGGCGGUGGGACCGUCACUAGUGAUGGUUGGUGUGAUGAUGAUGGGAGUUGUGAAAGAUAUUAGAUGGGGAGAGACUAAAGAAGCCGUUACGGCGUUUAUAACGAUCUUGCUGAUGCCGUUGACUUAUUCCAUUGCUAAUGGGAUUAUUGCUGGUAUUGGUAUAUAUCUUGCUCUAAGCAUGUACGAUAUCGUUUCGGGAAUCGUCACGUGGCUUAACGGAGUUAGGAAACGGGUCAUGAGAGAACAUAAUCAAGUUUUCUCUGACGCAACCGUCGAGAUCGUAUGAUUUUUUACGGUAAUCGAUGUCACUAAACCGGUUUACUGGUCUGAGUGUACCGGAAGUGGUGGACGUUUCACAUGGUCGGUCGUCGGAUGACUAUGCAAAGACCCGUAAUGAAUGCUCGGUGGGUUUUAUUUAUGUUCCUUCUUUUUGUUGCUGUUGUUAUUUUGGUUUACUUUGCGUAGGAGUGAGUAGUGAACUAGCAUUGGAUGCAUUAGCUGCCAUGAAGUGUGUUGUUAAAAUUCACGGCUGCUUGUGCAUGCAUUGUUUUUGUGUUUCAGCAAAACGCUUUUCUUCAGUUUGAAUGUAGCAAA